Exophiala mesophila is the source of this 1600-nucleotide messenger RNA. RefSeq lists its product as uncharacterized. Bases 92 to 1354 code for a protein of 420 amino acids. The transcript is spliced from 3 exons. NCBI's taxonomy places the organism in Eukaryota, Fungi, Ascomycota, Eurotiomycetes, Chaetothyriales, Herpotrichiellaceae. Gene Ontology annotation, cellular component: membrane. The record is from RefSeq and is a predicted model, not a curated record.
GUGCAGCCUGCGAGGCAAUCGAUUGCUUCACCUCGCAGUCUGUUCACCCUCCGCCAUAUUGAACAGCCUCGCUUGGGCAGACUGAUCAGUCAUGGAGGUCUCGAGAAUAUCAACGAGGAAUGCGCUACGUCGUAUCGCCAAACACUCCCACAAUGUCUCUCAAGCCCGAAAUUUAUCUCCAGCCAUGGCCGCCUGUUCUCCGAUGGCGGUCUGGAGCCGACGACAGUUCACGACCGGAACUGGCCUCGGACUCCCCAGUCCCUCUGCUCUAAGCUUCGGGGGAUCUUCCUCUGGUCAGACCUACUUUCAGAAGCAGUCGAGCCUGCCUGCGAAUACCAUCAUUCGAUUUGUUCCUCAACAGACGGCUUGGAUCGUUGAGCGAAUGGGAAAGUUUAAUAGGAUAUUGGACCCUGGCCUUGCAAUUUUAUUGCCUGUUGUUGAUCGUAUUGCAUAUGUGCAAUCCCUUAAAGAAGCGGCGAUCGAGAUUCCCAGUCAGAGUGCCAUUACAGCGGACAAUGUCACGUUAUCUUUAGAUGGCGUCUUAUAUACACGAGUAUUUGAUGCGUAUAAGGCUAGUUACGGAGUCGAAGAUGCGGAGUAUGCCAUCGGACAAUUGGCGCAGACCACGAUGAGAUCAGAAAUUGGUCAGCUGUCGCUGGAUCACGUACUCAAGGAGCGAGCCAACCUCAAUUCGAACAUCACGCGAGCAAUCAACGAAGCAGCGCAAGAGUGGGGUGUGGUAUGUUUGAGAUAUGAGAUCCGAGACAUCCAUGCACCAGAAGGUGUGGUAGCAGCAAUGCACCGACAGGUGACUGCGGAGCGAUCGAAGAGAGCAGAAAUUUUGGAAUCAGAAGGUCAAAGACAAAGCGCGAUCAACAUUGCUGAAGGGCGAAAGCAGUCGAUGAUUCUCGCAUCCGAAGCGUUGAAGGCGGAACAAAUCAACAAGGCUUCAGGUGAAUCGCAGGCAAUUUUACUCAAAGCUCAGGCUACAGCCCAAGGAAUUGAUGCUGUGGCAAACUCAAUUGCACGAGGCGCCGAUGCUUCUCAGAGUGCCAUCAGCCUUCGAGUGGCUGAGAGGUACGUGGAUGCGUUCAGCCAGUUGGCUAAGGAGGGAACGGCAGUGGUUGUACCUGGAAAUGUGGGAGAUAUGGGUGGCAUGAUUGCGAGCGCAAUGGCAGUGUACGGAAAGGUUAAUGAAAGUCAAAGAAGAGCCCUGGAAAGCAAACCUGCGACUGUUUCCGAUACAGCCAACGAGCAGAACACGGGCGAGGCGGAGUCUUCGACUGACUCUCCGAAUGAUGUGGCCAAGACAGUACUGGACAGCUUCGAGGAUAUGACAAGUAGGAGAAAGUGAAGGAAGAGAGCUUGCAGGAUGAAUUCGUGGCGCAUCAUGAUUUUGAUGUCCGCAGAUGCGAGCGAAGCGGGGGGAGAAAAGCAUUGAUUGUACCACCACUUUUAACCUGAAAAAGGAGCCCGGCAGGUGUGUAUUGCUUGAACUACGCUGUGUUAUCAUCACAUGAGGGGAGAACAUGAUAAUAAUAAAUUACCACUCUGCAUAUCGUCUGGUGUAUGUUAGUUGUGUAGGGAAAUACCAGCGAGG